CUCUUCGAGUGUAAUGGGAUUCCGUCGUCACUGCGACGCGGCGGCGGCAGCGGUUCUGAUUGUGUUCUGCCUGCAGCGUUCCGUCGUCGGAAGAGCAGAACGCGUUGCCAGUCAAAAAUGUCGGCAAUUCAUCGAACAAAACACGCGAAAAUCGUACGGGGGCCAUUUACUGCUGGACGCGACGGUGCACGAAAUUUCCAGUCCCAAUUGCACCAGUUCCGUCGAUCUGAUCGUGAACGGUGAGGAAGCGAUCCCAAAUGAGUUUCCCCACCAGGCGCGACUUGGCUACGCCAGUAAGGAUCCGGCCGUGUCCCAGACGAUAGCCUAUCUCUGCGGAGGAUCGCUCAUUAGCGACCAGUUCGUACUGACAGCGGCCCACUGCGGGAAGCCGAAGGUUGUCAUGCUGGGAGAGCACAACACAGAGGAGCCGGGAGACGAAGUUGAGUUCGAUGUAGGGGCAUUUAUCAAACAUCCGAAGUAUCGGCUGUCCAAGUCGUAUCACGAUAUUGCACUGGUCAAAUUAGCUGAAGCUAUUUUUCAAUUUUCCUAUAUAAUUCGACCGGCUUGUUUGUGGACAACUACGCCGUUGAACGUGAGCAAGGUUGUUGCAACUGGUUUUGGGUUAACGGAAUUUGGUGGGAACUCUUCGACAGUGCUGAUGAAGGUCCGGUUGGAUCUUUUGAGUAGCACGGAAUGCGGUGAGAAGUAUGAGUUUCACGCGAGAUUUCCUGAUGGUGUCCAAAGCGAGCAACUCUGCGUGGGCAGUCAGAAGGGCGGCAAGGAUACCUGCCAGGGAGACUCCGGUGGACCGCUUCAGACGGUGACGGACGUACGCACCUGUGCUUAUCAUAUCGUUGGAGUUACGUCCAUCGGUAGCGUCUGUGGCACCGGAAGGGCAGAGGCGGUGUACGCCCAAGUCGCGAGCUACAUCGAUUGGAUCGAGCAAAACGUUUGGCCCGAAGACUAUCGAAGCUACACGAGAACUCAAGUGUCAAAGGAUCGAAUUAUUUUCCCGGUUGAUUGAUCUAUUUGUAAGUUAGAAUUGAAUAAAAUAACAUAAUCAAAUAAAGUAUAAAUU
This is a messenger RNA of Sabethes cyaneus, 1078 nucleotides long. RefSeq names its product serine protease snake-like. The record is from RefSeq and is a predicted model, not a curated record. Gene Ontology annotation, biological process: proteolysis. Lineage: Eukaryota; Metazoa; Arthropoda; Insecta; Diptera; Culicidae. The transcript has 4 exons. Bases 14 to 1024 code for a protein of 336 amino acids. Gene Ontology annotation, molecular function: serine-type endopeptidase activity.